AUGAUGAUUUUUGCUUACGAUAAACUUGGGAUAAUUGUCACUGAUCGAGUUCCAAUUUGCAGUAGUGUAACCGGGGAUUACUACAAAACAUUCCUUGCCAAAAAAUUGCGNGCUCUUUUGGAGAAAUAUGGAUGGGAACGCCUCAAACACCCACCGUAUUCGCCGGAUUUAAGUCCCCCGGACUUUGAUUUAUUUCCAAAACUGAAGGAACCACUUAGAGGGAUCCGUUUUCCCAACUUAGAUAUACUAAAUGAAGAAGUGAGCCGAAGGAUCCGUAAACUCAACAAAGAUGGCGUCCUAUGCGGCAUUCAAGCGCUCCCGAAACGAUGGCAAUCGUGUAUAGGCAAGCAGGGAGAUUAUAUCGAAGGUCUAUAA
Molecule: messenger RNA, 375 nt
Organism: Cinara cedri
Lineage: Eukaryota; Metazoa; Arthropoda; Insecta; Hemiptera; Aphididae
Source: the annotation of a GenBank genome assembly